GUGCAUUAUGGGGGGCAAACACAGCAGUUACAGCUGUAUGUGGUGCCUGGAACUGGCCCCCCAUUAUUUGGCAGGGAAUGGCUUUCAAAAAUAAAGCUGAAUUGGUGUGACUUGAAAAUGCUCCACACGUUCCAGUCCAAAGAGAAAGGCACAGACCAAACACUGGAACACUUGCGGAAGAAAUACAACACAGUUUUCAGUGAUCAGAUGGGAACAGUAAAAGGCUUCACAGCAAAACUUGUACUAAGAGAUGACGCAACCCCAAAAUUCUGCAAAGCCAGAUCUGUUCCAUACUCCCUGAGACCAAAGGUGGAAGCGGAAAUCGAUCGCUUGCAGGAUACAGGGAUCCUGACGAAAGUGGACAGAAGCGAAUGGGCCACACCCAUAGUUCCUAUUGUGAAGAAAGACGGGUCUGUUAGAAUGUGUGGGGACUUCAAGGUAACUGUGAAUCCAAUGUUGCAUGUGGACCAAUACCCCCUACCACGUCUGGAUGACAUCUUUGCUGCACUAGCUGGUGGGAAACACUUCAGUAAAAUCGAACUGAAACAGGCUUACCUGCAGCUACCGGUUGAAGAGAGUUCCAAACAGUACCUGACAAUAAACACACACAAAGGUCUAUACAAGUAUAACCGCCUGGUUUUUGGCAUUGCAUCAGCCCCUGCCAUUUGGCAACGAACUAUUGACCAGAUUUUGCAAGGAAUCCCAGGAACCCAGUGUAUCCUGGAUGACAUGAUCAUAACAGGACGCACCGACAAAGAGCACCUGGCUAACCUGGAAGAGGUCCUGAAAAGACUGAAAGAGUAUGGUCUACAGGCAAACUUAAAGAAGUGUGAGAUCUUCAAAGACAAGAUUGUCUUCUGUGGACAUGAGAUUGACUGCAAUGGAUUGCACAAAACACAGGACAAAAUCGAGGCAGUGGUACAGGCACCACGACCACAAAAUAUCACAGAAGUGAGAUCUUUCACAGGACUGAUCAAUUACUACAGAAGAUUCCUCCCAAACCUAUAUGGCAAGCGUUUCACACUGGUUACAGAUCACCAGCCAUUGCUUUCCAUUUUCAGUCCAAAGAAAGGCAUUCCGGCAAUGACAGCAGCCAGGUUACAGCGAUAUGCCCUGUUCCUUGCCAGUCAUAUGUAUGACAUUGAGUUUAAGCCGUCAUCCCUCCACACAAAUGCAGAUGGAUUAUCCAGACUGCCGUGUACAAGAGAAAGACAAAGGAGGGUGGAUGCAGUGGACAUGUUCCAUACCGCUCAGCUUGAGGCCCUACCAGUCACAAGCACAGUUAUCAAACAGGAGACAAGGAAAGAUGUGACCUUGUCAAAAGUGUACACCUACACCAUGUCAGGAUGGCCAGCUACUGGCAGAAAGGAGCUGACUCCGUAUUUCCAGCGGAGAAACGAAAUUACAACGUACCAAGGAUGUUUGAUGUGGGGAAUGAGAGUCAUGAUACCCCAGAAAUGCCAGCAUCUAGUCUUGCAGCAACUACAUGAAGGUCAUGUUGGAAUUGUCAAAAUGAAGCUGCUCGCAAGGAGCCACUUCUGGUGGCCAGGUCUGGACCAACAGAUAGAAAAUAUGGCAAAGAACUGUAGUGGAUGUUUGGAAACCCUUCACAUGCCUACUCCUGUCCCAGUCCACCCAUGGGAAUGGCCCACAGAGCCAUGGCAGAGAAUUCAUGUGGACUACGCUGGUCCCUUUGAAAAGCACAUGUUUCUGGUUAUAGUUGAUGCCCAUUCCAAAUGGCCAGAGGUGUUUUGCACUGACUCCUCCACCUCAGCUCAGACGAUAGAGUGUCUCAGAACAACGUUUGCACGCUUCGGUUUGCCACUGCAGCUGGUAAGUGACAACGCGCAAGCUUUUGUAAGUGACGAGUUUACAAGAUUCAUGUCAGUAAAUGGAAUCAAACACUCAACCUCAGCUCCGUACCACCCUGCCACCAAUGGGCUGGCAGAGCGCUUUGUGCAAACCCUAAAGCAAGGACUCCGUGCAGCAAAACGAGACGACGGGACUUUGCAAACAAAACUGGCCAAGUUCCUGGCCUCCUACCGAAACACCCCACAUGCCACGACAAAUGAAAGCCCAGCCGCACUGAUGUUCGGGAGGCCUCUCCGCACACAGAUGGACAUCAUGAAGCCAAACAGGCGUAAUGAAGUGCUGAACAAACAAGCCAAGAUGCUCUCCGGUGGCCGGGAGCGCCAUCUCCAAACAGGACAGGAAGUGAUGGUGCGAGACUACAGAAGAGGAGGGAAAUGGACAAGAGGGACCGUACACACACAAACGGGUCCCAGAACUUACCAGGUUCAAGUGAGCCCAGAGAUAAUGUGGCGGCAUCACAUUAACCAAAUGCAUUCCACGGAAAACAGCACAACAAUCGAGAGAGAACAGGCACAGAGAGAUCCUGAGAGUGACACACAGGGAACUGUAGAGGACGGUGGGGCAGUAAAGAGACCCCAGGCUGAAAGAAGGGAACGUGUUGAUGAAGGUGCUGCUAUAGCAGACGCUAUAAUGGAACAAGCACACACUGAGGAUGUUCAGGAGCCUCCAGACAAUCUGAGGCGCUACCCAGAACGAAGGCACCGUCCACCAGACAGACUAGACUUAUAAACAAACAAACA
Oncorhynchus kisutch (coho salmon) is the source of this 2612-nucleotide messenger RNA. RefSeq lists its product as uncharacterized. Gene Ontology annotation, molecular function: nucleic acid binding. The record is from RefSeq and is a predicted model, not a curated record. Gene Ontology annotation, biological process: DNA integration. Lineage: Eukaryota; Metazoa; Chordata; Actinopteri; Salmoniformes; Salmonidae. The transcript has a single exon. Bases 118 to 2601 code for a protein of 827 amino acids.